AUGCCUGAUCCUGUUUCAGCUCAUAUUAAUUUACCUCCCAUUGCACCACUUAGCUCACAACCCCCACCUGUUGCUUUUAUCACUCCUAUCCUAGGGAGUUCACUCCCACCAUUUGUUACUGAUGCACACCGAUCUGACCUCCCCACCAUUUAUCCUCACGAGAUACCCGCUCCCCGUCCUAGGGAGGGUACAUCUGGGCAGCCUCCUAGUUUUGACCCUCUAGCAUCUGCCGGUUUCAUGCCUACUUCUCAUUUCUCCCCGUUCGAGGCAGACCCAUAUUGUCAGUCUCCCAGGUGGUUUCCACCGUAUUCCAUGCCAUUAUCAGAUCCCUACCACCCUUCUCACCAUGCUGGGUACACUCGUGAUGACCUCUUUCUUUCACUUCAGCUACAGUUCGAGAUUCUUAGUCGUAGGGUACUAGAGUUAGAGUGCGAGGUGGACGCUAGACAGCCUCCACCACCUUUAUAUCCUCCACCUGUUACUCCACCACCACCGUCGUUCCCUCCUCCUGUAUUUCCAUCAUCUGCUCCUGUUUCUAUUGAGGGUUUCAAUGCCCGUUUUCUGACUGCUGAGCAGCAGAUCAGCUUCCUAGUUCGUCGCGUGCAUGAGCUCAAGGACGAGCUCGCAUAUCUCCGCAGUCUGAUCUUUCCUGCUCCCCCGCCACCUCUAGCACUUUAG
Helianthus annuus (common sunflower) is the source of this 678-nucleotide messenger RNA. RefSeq names its product WAS/WASL-interacting protein family member 3-like. Bases 1 to 678 code for a protein of 225 amino acids. The transcript has a single exon. The record is from RefSeq and is a predicted model, not a curated record. NCBI's taxonomy places the organism in Eukaryota, Viridiplantae, Streptophyta, Magnoliopsida, Asterales, Asteraceae.